This is a messenger RNA of Guyanagaster necrorhizus, 1861 nucleotides long. RefSeq lists its product as uncharacterized. The record is from RefSeq and is a predicted model, not a curated record. The transcript has a single exon. Bases 373 to 1761 code for a protein of 462 amino acids. Lineage: Eukaryota; Fungi; Basidiomycota; Agaricomycetes; Agaricales; Physalacriaceae.
GCCAGCUUAGAUCCCGGUAGAGGGUCCAGAUAGGAUGAUAACAGCGCCGAUGCAUGGCCAGGGCCCUCAACUAGAGAUCGGGUGAAGAAAGAUGUGGAGAGGAGCAGCGACGGAAGGAGAAUUGCGCGACGGAGACUUGGAUGAGGAGAGACGUUUACUACUGAGGAUUUAAUCGCACUGGGAGUUGAACGUCUUCUUGUAAUUUCGGAUAGAUGGCGUCAUUGAAGAAAGUAAAGGGUCCGAAUAAUUUGAUCUGCCGGAGACGGGCGAGUGACAGUCAAGUCAGCGUCUGAUUGUUUCCCGUCGUCUGUCAUAGUGAGCGCAGUAUAUAUUCGCUCGACCCUACAUCGAGGAAGCUCUCACGACGAGCUAAUGACACCCUCCGACUCGGACGAAGACACGGUCGUGGUCCCACAUACCCCUUCUGCUAUCAAUCGCGUUCCACCCGAGGUCCUGAUGCACAUAUUCUCCCUGAUGUGCUGGGGCAGAGCUAUCAGUACCUGUUACGAUAUUCUCGACCUCACGCAGGGCCCCUGGCUCAUCGGGAGGGUAUGUGGCCAAUGGAGGGAACUCAUAACUUCCUUCCCCUCUGUGUGGGCCUCCAUAGGCAUCUUCCCCUCCCAAAUCAUCACCCACAGCUCCGUAUUCCUCCUAGAGACCGCUCUCAGGCUAUCCCGACCCUUGAAGCUGACCCUCCUGGUCCAUUUACAGUCCAAUGGCCCAAACGAACGCGCAAUCAUGGACGCGCUGGUGAGGGAGAGCCACAGAUGGAGAAGCGGAGAGCUAACCGUAGACGCGGAUGUAUGCACCUCGUUUGCAGACAUAUCGGGCGAGCUGCUAUCACUGGAGCGCCUCGAUCUGUACGCAGGAAAGCAUCCGGGUCCAAGCAGCGCAGAGACGCUCAACCACAUCCUGAAGCGCGCGCCGUCACUCAAAGAGGCGAAGCUUCCCCUCGUCGUGGAUCCCAUGGCACUCGACCUCGAAUGGCGCCACCUGACGAGACUGGCCACAUUCCCCGGCCAGACCAAAGACUACCUCGAUAUCCUCCGUCGCGCCGACAACCUCGAAGACCUAGACAGCAUAUCCUAUCUCUCCGGUUCCCGCCGCCUUCUCGACGACGAAGAAGAUCGCAUCAUCCACACCUCCCUCCGCAGCAUUCGUUCCAACGACCUUCGCCUCCUAGACAAGCUCGUCCUCCCCUCCCUCCAGUCCCUCAACUUUUUCUUCCCAAACGUCAUCGCAUACGCCAAUCCCCUAUGCGAUCUCCUCGUCCGCUCACAAUGCCAGCUUCGAUCUCUCAAACUCGAGAUCCGCAACUACUUUGGUGGCGUACACGACAUUUGUAGCGUCACCCCGGCCCUCACAGAAUUAGAUAUCACGAUACCGAACAAUGUAGAGUCAGAGACACUCUUUCGUCGUUUGAUAUACUCGGACAACGACAAGAAUCCUUUGCUGCCCUGUCUAGAGAGCCUGGUCGUCCCUAUCAGCUAUACAGUGAUAAAUGUCGCAGAUGUCGUGCAGACGCUCAUCAAGUUUGUCGAGUCGAGAUGGUACCUGGACGAAGGAUCACCCAUCUCCAGGCUUCGCGCAAUCACCAUUCGGAUCCAGAGACCCCCAGGUCCCAGCGAUACCCAGCUGGCAAAAUGGAUAGAGUUACAGCGAGAGGGGUUGAUCGUGUUCCUCUCAGUGCAAGGUCUGUGCCAGUGCCCUUCCAUAUCAUAUGUGAAACCUGACGAAGGAUCAGACAGCCGGAUCCUAUAAUGGAACGCACGUUGAUUAUUAUUAUUAUAUACAUACAACUGCAACUGCAGUAAAGGAAAUAUCAAAAUAUCAUUUACAAACAUUACAUUCGUUCACAGAG